Manis javanica (Malayan pangolin) is the source of this 4384-nucleotide messenger RNA. RefSeq names its product kallikrein related peptidase 13 (gene KLK13). Gene Ontology annotation, biological process: proteolysis. The record is from RefSeq and is a predicted model, not a curated record. Gene Ontology annotation, molecular function: serine-type endopeptidase activity. Gene Ontology annotation, cellular component: secretory granule. Lineage: Eukaryota; Metazoa; Chordata; Mammalia; Pholidota; Manidae.
GGGAGGGGCUGGGUGGGCGUGUGUACCCCGGGCUCCGCCCACGUGAGCGCGCCCUCCUUGUCCCCGAAAGUCCUGGUUUCCCGGAGAGGUUUGGACGUUCUCCCCACUGACCCCAAACCCCCGCUGGGGCAUCUCGGCAACGACUGGCCCACCUCCUCGAAAGUCUUCUAGGUCGGUUCCUGAUCGCCCUGCUCUGCACGGAAAGCCCACCGAUGGCCCCUACCCCGCAGCAGCCCCUCCCACAUCCCAGGCCAGCAGGCAAACACCUGCUCACACGCUGAGGCCGUCGCUCAGAGCGAGCAACUUCACUUCUGUGCCUCGGCAUUUUCACGUCUGUCCAAUGGGAACAUAUCAGCCCUCACCCCAAAGGCUUAUUGUGAAUAUUAAAAUGAGUUAAAAGCAUCAAGUGCCGAGUGCCAGUUAGAAGGCACUGGGAAGCUAGCUAUUACUUUAUAGUAGUGUUCUCGCCUCAUUCUAAGCCCCCAGAGCCUUCUAUUUUGUUCUUUCUUCCAUCCUUGGGAUGGCCCCCCAAAACCUGAUUCCACCCAGAGUUGGUCCCUAUAGUUCCUUGUCCUCACUUCGAAGUCCCUUUUUGCAGGCAAAUUCUCUGGAGAUCCCAUUCAUUCAACCAACGGCUGUUGAGCGCCAGGCACUGCACAGGCACAGUUCCUGCAUGCAUGCAGCACCCAGAGCCUAGCGGGGAAGGAUGCAGGCAUUAUUCAAACAAUUACCCCAAUCAUUAGUUAAUAAUUAGUUGCAACUAUGAGGUAAGGCCCAGCUAGGAUCCUAGAGAUGUAAGGGUGGCUGCUGGUCUGGAAGGCCCCCCUUAAGGACUUGACCCAGAGCUGAGACCGGAAUGAAGGAGGGGUCUGCCAGCUUGGCACCACCCUUGGCCUGGAGGUAGGGUGGCUGCUCUCCUUGGGGCGGCACUCCCAGGACUCAAGUCCCAGGACUCCAAGCCCCUCCUGGGUGCCGCGCCCUGGGCUCGGAGCUCCACAAGCAUCAUCUUGUGGAUCCUCCACAGCCUUACGAGGUAGGUGCACUAUAAUUACUCCAGUUUCACAGCUGGAAAACCCAAGACUCCUGAGACAGCUGGGUCCUGCCCCACGGACCCCGGGGAUGCCUGAGUCACGACCCUAAUCCAUGUUGCCUGCCCUUUCCCCCACAUUCCUGGGCCUUCGAGUCUAUGGCAGAGCAUCUUCUUUAUUUUAGACUUAAUGGAAUGGUUAGAGUAGUUUUUCUUUUUCUUUCCCUUUUCUUUUUUCCCUUAAAGCAUAAAAGUGUAGUUUAUAACACUAUCCUAAAUGGAAAAUAGCAUCCUUUGCUAUAAAUAUGAAAUAGAUGAAAAAUUAGUCCUUCACAAUGAAACAGAAACUGUGUUUAUUGGAUUGGACCACCUGAAAUUGCCAAUGGUUGACCCCUUUUGACUACCACGAAAACAGUGAUCGCAAUUCGAUGUUUCUUACGCCUCAUGUCUGUACCAUCUCAAAUGACCUUGUGCCCACCAGUGAUGCCUGUCCCCAAUUUUGAGAACCACUGAGCUAAUUCCACCACUUAUGUAGAUGGAGAAGCUGACCCAGGAGAGCGAGGAGACUCUCUGGCCACCAUGCUGGGGACCUCCUGUUGCAGCUAAUAAUUAAUAGUAACAGUCCCCACUUACCGGGCACUUGCUCUCUGCGUGUCUUAGAUGUAGGAUCUUCUUGAAUCCCACGACUGCCUAAUGAGAGACGAGCUAUUAUUUUUCCUCCUUUACAGCUGAGAACACUGAGGCUAGCGACUUGUACAGGGUCACCCAGGUGGGAAAUGGCCCAUUCAGGACUGGACUUUCUCUCCCAUUGUUGACCUCUGUACCUGCAAUGCCAGACACUGCAGUAGGUCCUGACAAUGACUAGUGAUUGUGGCUCUGGUGACAUGGUGAGGUAAUGGAACGUCACCACACCAUCCUAUAGCUGGGACGGGCUGUAGACCAGGCAGCCAGAGAUCAGGGAUGGCCUCUGAGGAGGUGACAUUUGAGCUGAGCUCAACUCUCAGAGCCAAGAAGGACCCAGACAUGUGGCCUUAGAUUCGGAGUGUCACUGAGUAAAAUAGUUCAUAUAUAUGAUGUCCUGUCUCGGCACCGUUCAGUGUGGCAGCCGAGGGCUGAAUGGGGCUAUUGAGCAUUUCAUAUGUGAGUGCUGUGAUUGAAGAACUAAAUGUUUUAUUUCAUUUUAAUUAAUUUAAAUAGCCACAUGCGAAUAUUAUAUGGAACGGCACAGGUCUAAAAAAGAACUGUCCAGAAAGGAAGCAGCCAGUACAGAGGAUCAGGUGUGUUUGGAGAGCAGGCCUAUGAAUCGAACAGUGAGUAAAGAGGAGACAGGAGGGAGAUGGGGCCAAAGAGGUCAGCAAGGGUCGGAUGAUGCAGAAUCCUGUGGACUCUGAAUUUCGGAGUGGUUAGCCGAGAGAUGGUACUUAAAGCCGUAGAGGCACCCAGGAAAUACGUGCCGUAGGGUGGAUGGACGGGUAUUGCCCAGGCAGGUCCGUAGGUCAGUCGGGCUUCUGCCUCCUGAAAUCCAUCCCCUAGUGGAAGGAGAGAAAAUGCAGGUGGAGAGAAAGCCAGGCUUCCACAUAGCUUCAGAUGCUCCCUCCUGCCACGAGCUCUUCUUUGAAACCCUCCUGUUUGGCACUUCUACAAAAAAGGACGUUUGCCUCUUUGCCCUAACUCAACUCCUCUACAUGGAAAAUGGCAACUCCCGGAGGUCAACACAUCAAGUCAUCAGUUCCUCGUCGCCAUGACAAAAAUUCUGACCCUCUCCCCAAGUCCUGGGACCACAACUCCAGUGGGUACCGAGUUUACCUGGGCAAGCAUGCCCUGGGGCGUGUGGAGGCCGGCGAGCAGGUGAGGAAGGUGGUCCGCUCCAUCCCCCACCCUCACUACCAGGUCAGCCCCACCCACCAGAACCACGAGCACGACAUCAUGCUCCUGGGGCUGCAGUCGCCCGUCCGGCUCGGGGGCCGCAUUCGCGUCCUGCCGCUCUCCCACGAGGACCGCCUGCCCCCUGGCACCUGCUGCCGAGUGUCCGGCUGGGGCACCACCACCAGCCCCCAGGUGAGUUACCCCCAAGCCUUGCAAUGCGCCAACAUCCAGCUCCGCUCUGAGGAGGAGUGUCGUCGCAUCUACCCGGGAAGGAUCACGCCCAACAUGCUGUGUGCGGGCACAGAGGAGGGCGGCAAGGACUCCUGCGAGGGCGAUUCCGGAGGCCCCCUGACCUGUAACGGGACGCUCCAUGGCAUCAUCUCCUGGGGGGACUUACCAUGCGGGCAGCCCGACCGGCCUGGCGUCUACACUCGAGUCUCUCGAUAUGUUUCAUGGAUCCAAGAAACAAUCCGAAAAUACACAACCCAGAAGCAGAAAUGGACGAAAGGCCCACAGUAAGAGGGGGGCUACCUUACCAGCCCCCAUCCUCCCACUGUCGUCUGCUUUGCCCAGGCACUCCCGAGGGGUUCCGCUUGACCUGGUGAUCUACGUUCACAAGAUACCCAACCCCAGCUGACAUUCCCGUGUUUCAAAAGCGUUCAGUCACUGCCUGCAUCCCCAUCACCCAGAGGUUACAUCCCUGAAACAUGUCAGCCCCCAGUAUGACCCAGACAACAUUCCAGGUCUCCCAAGUGUGUAAACACAACCCAGGUUUCCAUCUGAAUGUUCUAUCUGUGGAAUGCUCUUAAAUACUCCCAUCAGCUCUUCUCAACAAUAGCCUACAUACUGUGAAGGGACCUUCCUUGACAACAUCCUAUACCCAUCCAAAUAUGUAUCCGUUGCCAAUAUUCUAGAGCCUUCUGUGUUUUGUACUCAAGGUUCUAGACUGCUGUGAUAUUUCACUCUGAAAAUAUUCUCUUGUGUUGAGAAUCUUCUGCCCUGACAAUAUUCUGUGCAUAUCUGAAUGAUUCAUCACAGUGAAUAUUGUAUCCUUAUAAUGGUUCAUUUUCACAGAGUUCUGCAUUUCCCAAUGUCCCAUCCCUACUCGCCUCCCACAUUCUGCCAAUAUCUGGUUUCUGCCAGUGUUCCCUGUCUCGGAAUCCCCAUGUCCACUAAAGAUGAAUAGCACUGUAGACUCUAGAGUGAUGUGGUUCAGUAUCUCAAGGUGCUUCCAUGCCUGGACCUGUUGUCCAUCAAAUAGCUGCCCUUUUAUCUCAUCUCCUCCGUGAAGAUCCUUGUUUUAUACCCUUGUGUUUAUUACCUUUGCCCAUGACCCCAGAAAUGCAGUGGUUAAAUGCUCAAGCCACUAGAGUCCCUGCUUUGAACAAGUCAAAAAGCCCAUCCCCUCUCUAUUUUCUCAUUUGUAAAAUAGGGCUCUUCAUUUUUCCUCAUAGCAUUGUUAUGAGAAUAAAUGUGAAGCGCUUACCACUA